GAGCUGGACCUUAACGGCGUUGCGGGAUGUUUAAAUAGCGACCCGGGGCUGCGGGCUGUUUAAGAAAAGUGGAACUGUGGGGCGGUAUGAUGUUGUAGGAGUUGCUUUGCCAAUAGACAGAGCCAUUGGCAACGUUUUGGUUUUGUAGCUGCUGGUUUCAGGUGGCAGUGCCAGGGUAGAUCUCCUUUUAGAAUUUUUAUCCUUUACUCCUGCCCCUUGCCUAUAAAUCCCCGCACCACGUCAUAAAAUACUUGCUGUAUGGCGUCUGGUUUUUAAGAGCAGGCUCUUAGCUCCUACAUUGUUUUGUACCCCACUUCAGAAUGUCAGGCUCCAGUACUCCUAAAUCUUUACCCACCUCUGGGCAGCAGUCUCUUCACGACAUCAAGCACCCGCUUAGCUGCUCUCCUUCGGCGGAGGAUGAUGCAGCAGGUGAAAACGGAGCAGUUAUCAUUGAAUCACCAAGCCCAGACCUACCCAAUACUGAGCCCAGCAGCCUAGCAGAUAAGGAUCUGAGUUUGCCCAAUGGUACUCCAGCAGAUACAUCCAGCCCAGCAUCCUCAUCAUCACUUCUCAACAGACUGCAGUUGGAUGAUGACUUGGAUGGUGAGACAAGGGACCUUUUUGUUACAGUUGAUGACCCAAAGAAACACGUGUGCACUAUGGAAACCUAUAUUACCUACCGGGUGUCAACAAAGACCACACGGACAGAAUUUGAUCUGCCAGAGUACUCAAUACGCCGAAGGUACCAAGACUUUGAUUGGCUGAGGAAUAAACUUGAAGAAACACAACCCACCCACUUCAUUCCCCCACUCCCUGAGAAAUUUGUGGUGAAAGGAGUUGUUGACCGCUUUUCUGAAGAGUUUGUGGAGACAAGGAGAAAAGCAUUGGACAAAUUUCUUAAGAGGAUUGCAGAUCAUCCAGUCUUGUCCUUUAAUGAACAUUUUAAUGUCUUUCUCACAGCCAAGGACCUAAACAGCCACAAAAAACAGGGUAUUACUCUGCUAUCUAAAAUGGGAGAGUCUGUGCGGUAUGUGACAAGUGGUUACAAACUACGGAACCGUCCUGUGGAAUUUGCCACCAUAACCGAUUACUUGGACACAUUUCAACUGAAGCUUGGUACAAUUGACAGAAUAGCACAGCGCAUUAUCAAAGAGGAAGUUGAAUACUUAAUGGAGCUUCGAGAGUAUGGACCUGUAUACUCCACGUGGAGCGGGCUAGAGAGGGAGUUAAAUGAGCCUCUGGAGGGAGUGUCAGCCUGUGUUGGAAACUGCAGCACUGCACUGGAGGAACUCACUGAAGACAUGUCAGAGGACUUUCUGCCAGUGAUCAGAGAAUAUAUGUUAUACUCUGAAUCUAUGAAGACUGUUUUAAAGAAAAGGGAUCAAGUUCAAGCAGAGUACGAGGCCAAAGCGGAGGCUGCUGCCUUAAAAAGAGAAGAGCGAUCUACGGUGCCAACAGAUGUAGAGAAGUGCCAAGACAAGGUAGAAUGUUUCAAUGCAGAUCUGAAAGCAGACAUGGACCGGUGGCAGAAUAACAAGAGGCAAGACUUCCGGCAGCUGCUUAUGGGAAUGGCUGACAAAAACAUUCAGUACUAUGAGAAGUGCCUUACAGCCUGGGAGUCCAUUAUACCACUUCUACAAGACAAACAGGAACCAAAGUGAGCAUUCCUUAAAUGAGAGGACAGUGCACCAUGUUUGAGUUUGCUGGGGCUGACACCAGCUGGGGAACUUGCAAACAAAAGGACUUUCGACUGCAUUGAUUUCUUAAUACAGUGCAUUCUAAGAAGUCCUCCGAUUCCCUUUUUCAUUUUUUGACUGUGAGGUUUUUGUGUUUUGUUUGCCUCGUGUAAAGUUCCCAGGACUCAUGAUCUGGUUUGGUCUUCAGAUCCACCAGCAACAGCAUUUUCUGUAAUCUGUGAAGAGCCUGAACUUUAAAUAGCAAACAUGCAUACCAUCCGGAGAAGCCUUUUUUUCAGUUUCAUAACACUAAACACCCAUCGACUAUUGUGAAGAACCUGUUGAGUGCAAUUAAAACAGCUCGUUAUGAUGCCGUCUUAAUCAGAGUGGAUUUCAAGAAAUACCUGUUUUCUAUAUGGUUUAUCUCCACUAUCUGUGGCCAGGUAUCCUAUUUUUUUCCCUGUGUGUGUGCAGUCCAAAUGUUACCUCUGAAUGUUUAUAGGCGCGUUGGGUCAGCAUGAACUGUAUUGGUAAACGUGGCAUGAAGUAAUCCCUUUUUGAUGUUCUUUUUGCCAUCCCCAAAAUUGGAAUGCAGUCUGUUGUAUCUCUGCACAUGGAGCCAGGUCUUGGGUAUUGUUUUUUGUUUACACUGGGGCCUUAUAUGAAGUGUAUCAAAGGGAACAUCCAUCAGACAUUUUUGUUAUUUUUUUUGAAAGUGUGUGCAAAAACAAAGGAAAUUUAAAAUACGUGUUUAUGAUUUUUUUUUAAUAAAAAUAAUUUAAAAACCUUAA
Molecule: messenger RNA, 2467 nt
Organism: Xenopus tropicalis (tropical clawed frog)
Lineage: Eukaryota; Metazoa; Chordata; Amphibia; Anura; Pipidae
Gene: snx30
Product: sorting nexin family member 30
Cellular component (GO): cytoplasm; early endosome membrane
Molecular function (GO): phosphatidylinositol binding
Source: RefSeq, marked provisional